Molecule: messenger RNA, 531 nt
Organism: Papilio machaon (common yellow swallowtail)
Lineage: Eukaryota; Metazoa; Arthropoda; Insecta; Lepidoptera; Papilionidae
Gene: CPR24
Product: endocuticle structural glycoprotein ABD-5
Exons: 3
Coding region: 89-412 (107 amino acids)
Cellular component (GO): chitin-based extracellular matrix
Molecular function (GO): structural constituent of chitin-based larval cuticle
Source: RefSeq, a predicted model, not a curated record
UUAUUUAUAGCUCACUGUAGCUGUUUCAGGGUAUAGACGUUUAAGCAUCGUCCAUCUAUCAACAUCGAAUUUUCAGACUUUUAUCAAAAUGAUGAAAAUCACAUUAUUCGCUUUUGCUGCUUUGGCGUUAGUAUUGGCCCAGGAAGAACCGACUAAAGCCCCGGUCGAAAUCGUGAAACAGGACUCGGAAGUUGACGUCAAUGGAUACAAUUUUGAAUUUGAAACAAGCGACGGUACAUCCAGACAAGAGCAGGGUGAUUACAAGAACGACACAGAACAACAAGGUCUCUCCGUUAAGGGAAGUUACAGAUACAUAGCCCCUGACGGCCAGCACAUUCAGGUCACCUACGUUGCCGAUAAAAACGGUUACCAACCCACCGAGGAGAAGACAACCGAAUCCUCCCAAUCGUGAAUUAAACUAUUUUAAGCCACUAUUGCUAAAACCAAAUAUAUAUAAGAAUAUAAGCUAUAUUAACAUUUAAUAGAAAUAUGACCAUAUAUGAAAUGUAUUCGUACAAAGACUUCUACAAU